UAUGUCCGACCGUCGGCCGUCUGCUGAUUGGAGCGAAAAGUGAAGCCAGUCGAGUCUGUUCUCUGUCGACUGAAACCGUGAACUGUGGUUUAUUUUUCUUGAAAAUUCUUAGUAAAAUACCAAAUAUCCCGUUUAAAAUGGGCGAAGAUUCAACAUCCCACUAAGAACAACGCAUUCAAGGUUAGUAUAGCACGUAGAAACGACACGAUAGCCGUAUUCAGCUGAAAAUUCUUCGCUAAAAAAAGCAGCCAUAUGUCGUAGCCUUGUGUUCUACUUUAGACUUUGCUGGUUAUUAAACCCGUGAUAAGCGUUUACAGAACAAUAUUUUCCAUAAACAAUAGUGCAUGCGUGGAAAAAUUGAUUUUCUUUGAAGUUCGUUGGGUACCGGUGUUUUUCCAAGAAUUCGUCUGGGAGGCAGGAUACGUAUAUCUCCGUCCUUUAUUUAUCUUUUUUUGUCCCGGUGCUCGGUCAUUGAUGUGAUCUCUCAGGAAUGUGGUAGGGCUGGAUACUUUAGUAGUCGCGGGGGACGCGCGGUGAAGGGGGAAAGAAUGUUGGAAAUCGUGAAUGGUUCUGAAUUCUAAGGAGACGUUGCCGUUUCGUAUUCAGGCAUCCUCGAGUGCUCUUGUACUCUCUUUCCUGUGCAUUGUACUUGCGACGUUUCCUUCUAUUACUGUGGACGUGGAUACGGAAAAUCGAUUGUUUUCCACUAUCAGUUGUUUUUGUUUAGUGUUUGACCGUCGGAAGUUUGUUAAUGUGCUUUGUGCAGGAUGACUUGAUUCUGUACUGACGAUUUAGGCGUUUAUUGUGCAGCUUUCCAAUAAGAGAGAGUUUGCUAACGGAUGUGGAAGUCCAUCUUCUCAUCGACAAACUGAAAAUGUCCAACAUUUGUAUUCAUCCAUUGAGAUCUUAUCUAGAUCAAACAGACAACGGCUCUAAGAAAGAUCAGCAUACUCCAGAUUCACCAGAUCCACAUGUGCUGUACUCAUCUCUAGAAGAUAGACUGAAAACCUUUGAUAAUUGGCCCAAUAAACAGAUAUCCAGCAAGAGUUUAGCAGAAGCAGGGUUCAUCUAUAAGGGCGAAGAUGAUAUCGUCGUAUGUCCUUUCUGUAAUAUAGAGGGGUACCAUUGGUUGUCGGAUGAUAAUCCUAUGGCAGAUCAUAGAGUCUGGAGUCCCAAUUGUACAUUUUUGAUGUCUAACAUUGAACACGACCAUUCCGAAAGUAGGACAGAAGAUACAUGUGGACUGUAUGGAGUGGAAGUACUGCCCAACUCUGUACCAGAAGGAAAUAUCAAUUUAGACUUGAGUAAAUUAGGUAUCCAAAAAAGUAAAGGCCCCCAGUAUAACGAUAAAAUAACAUAUGAAAGUAGACUAGCCACAUUCGACAGUUGGCCGAAGUCAAUAAAGCAGAAACCCGUAGACUUGGCGGAAGCCGGAUUCUUUUACACCGGUGUAGGCGACCAAACCCUGUGCUUCUAUUGUGGAGGGGGGCUUAAAGACUGGGAAGAUAACGAUGAUCCAUGGGAACAGCACGCGCUGUGGUUUAGUAAAUGCGUCUAUCUGAACCUAAAGAAGGGUAAAGACUACAUCGAGAAAAUCAAGAAAAAAGAGGAGGCCCAUCAGCCUGCCACCAGCAGCUCUCAAACCAAAGAUGAACCGACGGCUUCCGUGUCCGCGGUGAAGAGUGACACGUCUGAGAAGGACGAGGAGGCGAGCGCGGCGGAGAAGACUUUAUGUAAGAUAUGUUUUAAGAACGAACUAGGCGUUGUUUUCCUACCUUGCGGACAUAUCAUCGCUUGCGUGGACUGCGCUGCAGCACUGAAAAGCUGCGCGGUCUGCAGAAAACCUUUAGAAGCCACUGUUCGAGCGUUCCUAUCGUAGUUUUUCUAGUCAGGAGAAAGAGAAACGGAAUUUAAAACUUAGUAUUUUCAAAUUUCAAGAAAUAUAUUUUUAUACAGUUUGAGUACAAACUUAAUUUACCUAGUUUUUAAGUCUCACACGACACGCUUUUACUUUUUUUAUCAACAACUGAAGCGCUUAUUUUUUAGAAAGAUACACUCUUUUAUAGAUUAGUGACUGUAAAUUAUUUCAACAACCUAACAACCAAUUAGUGAUCAGUUGCAACUAAGAGGUGCACGUACUAUGGGUUUUACUGUAAAACUGAUACGACAAAUUAAGUAUAUGUUUGUGUGUAUGUUACGUAAAUAUGAGUACAAUAUAAUAAUUUAUGAAAUUUGCC
Messenger RNA from Acanthoscelides obtectus, 2237 nucleotides. Lineage: Eukaryota; Metazoa; Arthropoda; Insecta; Coleoptera; Chrysomelidae. The record is from the annotation of a GenBank genome assembly.